This is a messenger RNA of Menidia menidia (Atlantic silverside), 3489 nucleotides long. Lineage: Eukaryota; Metazoa; Chordata; Actinopteri; Atheriniformes; Atherinopsidae. The record is from the annotation of a GenBank genome assembly.
AUGGGUCAAACCCGUUUGGCACCGUGCAAACUGGCCCAGGGCAGGACUGUGACUUCAGCCAAAUCUAAUGAUGGUGUGCGAGCGAGCGCUCACUCCCACUCUGCAUACAGUUUAAGAGCAACACCUAUAAAACUUCAUUAUGCUGCUGCUGUAAUGGGGUUCAGGAAAGUACUCCGGGAGCUGACAAAAGAAGGGGCCUCUCAGCGUGAGCCUGCUGGCUCCACCACCACCACCGGCCCUGUGACUGCUGCGCACAACUAUGCAGCGCUCUACCUGCUCCUGCUCCCCGUGCACGUCACUCACGCAGGCAUCCUCCAAUCGCCGGGCGCGUGCGCUCCGAGCCUCAACCUGUGCGCGAGCCUGUGCCUGUGGAUUACGGCGAUGACGAGCCCCGGGAGCGUGUGCGCGAGGAAGCAGGACGACUCUUUCUUCACAGCCAGCAUUUACCGAGCGAGAUGCGCCUCGAGAUGCCUCAGCCUGCACAUCACUCGCAUCUCCGCCUUCUUCAAGCACUCUCAGAAUAAUGGGUCCUUGGUGUGGUGCCAGAAUCACAAGCAGUGCUCCAAGUGCCUGGAGCCCUGCAAGGAAUCCUGGGACCUGAAGGAAAACCAGUGCCAAGAUUUAUGCGAGCCACUCUUUCCCAAGAAGCACUACGAGUGUCUUACGAGUUGUGAGUUCUUGAAGUCGGUAGAGGGCGUGAAGCAGGGCGACUGCCCGGCCCCGGAGAAGGCCAGCGGCUUUGCUGCGGCCUGCGUGGAGAGCUGCGAGGAGGAUGGAGAGUGCUCAGCGGUCAAAAAGUGCUGCUCCAAUGGCUGUGGCCACACCUGCCAGAUGCCCAAGAAUCUCUACAAAGGUGUCCCUCUGAAGCCCAGGAAGGAGCUGGUGUUUUUGGAGCAGCCGUCAGGUCAGCUGGAGAUCCGCUGGUCCUCCAAGUUCAACAUCUCGGUGGAGCCGGUCCUGUACGUGGUGCAGCGGCGCUGGAACUACGGCAUCCACCCCAGCGAGGACGACGCCACGGAGUGGCAGACCGUGGCCCAGACUCCAGAGGAGCGCAUCCAACUGGCUGACAUCAGAGCCAGCAGAUGGUACCAGUUCAGAGUUGCAGCGGUUAAUGUCCACGGGACUCGAGGCUUCACUGCACCCAGCAAACACUUCCGCUCCUCCAGAGAUCCAUCCGCCCCUCCCAGUCCGACCAGUCUGCGCGUCACCAACAUAACAAUGGGAGAUGAAGGCCUGAUGAAAGCACGAGUCAACUGGACUCUGUCAGAGGAGCCCGACAUUCCCAUACAUCACUACAAAGUGUUUUGGAGCUGGACUGUACCCACCAAGUCCAUGGUGCCAUCAAAGAAGAAAAGGAGAAAGACCACCAAUGGGGCCCAGAGCUGGGUGGACCUGGAGGGACUGCAGCAAGACUGCAGCUACACCGUGGAGCUGCAGGCUGUCACGUACUGGGGACAGGUGCGUCUGAAGAGCUCCAAGGCCUCUCUACACUUCACCACUGCCCAGAAUAACGAUUCAGCGAAAUCUGUGCUCAAACUAAAGAAGGAGGAGAUCCCCCCUCUUGCUUCGACCCUGGCCAAACGCCCCUCUGGCCCUCUCGAAGUGGGCACACCCUUCUACCAGGAUGGUCAGUUGCAGGUCCGCGUCUACUGGAAGAAACGGGGAGACCCCACUGUGAGCCGUUACCAUGUCCAGUGGAUGCCCGAGUACUGCAGUCACAACGAGACACGAGGACCGGAGAAAUCUGUCACACAGGAGAACUACAUCAACCUCCCAGGUCUGCUGUUUUCCUGCAAGUACAAAGUCACUGUUCACUUGCUGAAGUCCAAAAGACGCUCAAAGGACGAGAGCACCACCUUCCUGACCCCAUCCUGCGCCACCAUCCGGAGCAAGACUCACAAACACAUCCCCUGCCCGGGAGAGGGAGCCUCGGGGCCUCCAAAGGUUUUGGCCAAGCCGGAGAACCUAACGGCCUCUUUCUCCAUCAGUGAAGGGAACAUCACCGGCAGCUUCCUGUGGAGUGUGUCUCGUUUGGCUCCUCAUCAGCGAAUCACAGGCUUCCAGGUCACGUGGGCCGAGAUAAACACUGAAAGCCGGCAGAACAGCCUGCCCAACAGCAUUAUUUCCCAGUCCCAGAUACUGCCUCCAGAUCAUAACUCGCUCGUGGUGUCCAACCUGCGGCCGUCCACCUACUACAGACUGGAGGUGCAGGUCAUAACAACUGGAGGAGAAGGUCCGGCCACCGUGAAGACCUUCCAGACCCCGAGCAUACUGCCGGUCAUACAACACCGUCCCAGACUCCGACAACACCACCCUCAUCAUCAGAAACCAUCAGUGGAGAGACACUGAUUCUGUAAAUGGAGGUGACCCCAUCAGGGAGACGUACCGGUGGCUCUCUGCUCCAGUCUGCCAGGGAAGGAAUGUGUGGAACCAAACAGAAACACGGCGAACUGACAACCCCACCCCCACUCAUAACAUACGGGUCUAUCUUCUCCAGACCCCACCACACGUCAGCUUUUUCCUCUCAACUCCUCUCUCUUGACUUAGAUGUCACCCGGCGGGGUUGUGUGUACAUUGACAUUUAUCCUUGCAAAAUGUCUCAUAUUCCGAGUCUAUUAGUGCCGAGCUCCCCAACUCAUACCAGACCUGUAAGGAAGCGAUGACAUUUCUGGUAAAAAGUACGAUCCAAGGACUCUGCUAUUUGUUGUGAUCCCGCUGUCUCUGUGCACAACAAAAAGACCUUUAAUUGAAUUUGGUAAAUGCAAACAAGAAACACAGUUACUCUUUGGGAACUUGAUGAUCGUUGGAUGGCAAAAAAACCCUGAAGUUUUUGUUAAUUCAUGAAGAAAGAAAAUGAAAAGCCCUUCUAUUUAUUUUGCGUUACCCAUUAAAAAGGCGCUUAGACAUACAGUCUGUACUGAUGGAUAAUGUAACUAAAGUCAUUGUUGUCUAACCCAGAAUAUUUCACUUAGUAUGUUGCAUGUAGUACCUUUGAUUUUAGAGCUGUAAAUGAAUUACUGGCUUCAAAUUGAACGCUUGCAAUGGUUUUGCAUGACAACCUUUAGCAUUCUGUUGGCAUGAAUUAACAUCUGUGUUACCUCUUUUCAAUAUGUUAGCAAUCUUUCAUUAACAGAUUAACAAAGAAAUAUAUUGGAAGUAAUAUGUAAUGUUUAUUAAUGAAUUAUAACUUUGCGUGGAAAUGAUGAAUUGUACAUGUUCUUGGCUGUAGAAAUAUUUGUUGUGGAGCAGUCAGUGAAUGUCUAUAUUUAUUUAUGUGUGUAUUACAAGGUUUGGUUUGGAUGUGUGUGAAUGUGUAUGUUUUGUGUGCUGUAGUCCCAAUUUUUUUUGACCUGCAAAAAAAAAGAAAAGAAAAAAAAUCUUGUAAAGACAUUUUGUAAAAAUGGAAUUGUAAAUACAGUCUUAUGUUACAUGUUAUUUUUCCAUGGUAGAAACUGUACAAACUAAGUAAUAAAAUAACCCUUAACCCGU